UCCAUACUCCUGGUGUCUCCCCUUCUUCCUUGCUUUUUUCAAAUCACUCAAGCUUUAAAAAAAAAUACCACAAACUGUGUUUUCCAACGAGCACAGCGUUCUACUCUCAUUCAUUCCACUCUUGGUGACUUAGCCGACAGUCUGAAGGAAGCUGGUACAAGCCGAAGGUCCUGCAGGCUGGUAACCAAGUCAUUGCCAAGGACUCUGUCCAGGACGCUGAGAUGGAAAUACCACAAGAGACAGCAGCGAAUCUUGGGCAGACCCUGGAAUGGCUGAGGAAGGAGCUGGCUGAGAUGCAGAUCCAAGACCAGCAGCUGUUGCUCACACUGAGGCAUUUGCAGAGCCUCCUAGGGGAGCUUCGAGCCGAAAGCACCCACUGGGAGGACACAAGACCCAGCAGAAGCACAUCACCUUUCCGAGCUAGACUGGGCUCAGAGGGCCGGGGCUACCAGCCUGUAUCAAGGGAAUUGGUCCAGCUCCUUCGAGGGGAAGAAAGCAGGCGAAGCUCCCUUCCUUAACCAGACAGAAAGGAUACUACUCAUCAAAACCC
Messenger RNA from Microtus oregoni (creeping vole), 550 nucleotides. It is a transcript of the gene CUNH20orf202, whose product is annotated as chromosome unknown C20orf202 homolog. Bases 222 to 518 code for a protein of 98 amino acids. The transcript has 2 exons. Lineage: Eukaryota; Metazoa; Chordata; Mammalia; Rodentia; Cricetidae. The record is from RefSeq and is a predicted model, not a curated record.